AUGGGAUCGAACUACAAGUCGCGUCUCGUAUUGACUAUGUCGGCGGCAGUGCAGCUGUGUGAACAAUUGGGUGAAAUGAUCAAAUUUAGUGAGACACUGCCAGAAGGUGCCGAAGCUACUGCUGAGAACGGUGCUCUCAAAUCGGAAGUGUUGGCUUUCGACUCAAGGCGUUACUAUCUGGACCUGAAAGAGAACCAACGCGGGCGCUUCCUUCGCAUUGCACAGACCGUGGCCAAUCCGCGUAUGAGCCGCGCGCAGAUCGCUAUUCCAGCGCAGGGAAUGAUAGAGAUGCGUGACACUCUUCACGAGAUGCUGGAGAAGUACUCGGAGGGAUUCCUAAAUGACGGAAAUAGCACUGAUGCAACAAAAACCAAGCAGCUGACUGCAGACAACAACAAAACGUUUUACUUUGACAUUGGAAAGAAUGACCGCGGGAACAUUUGUCCGCGUGACUGA
Cooperia oncophora is the source of this 456-nucleotide messenger RNA. The record is from the annotation of a GenBank genome assembly. Lineage: Eukaryota; Metazoa; Nematoda; Chromadorea; Rhabditida; Trichostrongylidae.